Molecule: messenger RNA, 2896 nt
Organism: Lobosporangium transversale
Lineage: Eukaryota; Fungi; Mortierellomycota; Mortierellomycetes; Mortierellales; Mortierellaceae
Exons: 5
Coding region: 272-2815 (847 amino acids)
Biological process (GO): urea catabolic process
Cellular component (GO): urease complex
Molecular function (GO): urease activity; nickel cation binding
Source: RefSeq, a predicted model, not a curated record
UCCAACUACUCGGCCUUCCUAUUAAUUCUUUUGCUCUUUCACAUUUUCACCUUUCAUUCUUUCACUCUAUCAUUCUAUCACUCUUUCACUCUUAUUCCCUCACUCUUCACUUUCACUCAUUCUCUUUGCUUUAAAUCCCACUGCCUUUCCUCUUAAUCUUUUUUGUCUUCUUUCCUUCCCUAUCCUAAUACCUCUACUGCGCCCCAGUGGAUUUGAUUGCGAACAGCCCAUCGAAUACUCUAUAUAAUUUUAUACUCAAAAGAGAUCUAAAAUGAAAUUGGUUCCUCGCGAGCUAGACAAGUUGGUUCUCCAUCAAGUCGGCUUCUUGGCUCAAAAACGUCUGGCCCGUGGAUUGCGCUUGAACGAGACGGAGGCCGUUGCUCUUAUUGCCAGCCAAUUGGGGGAAUUUAUCCGGGAUGGCCGCCACUCAGUCGCAGACUUGAUGGAUUUAGGAAAGCAGUUUUUGGGCCGUCGCCAGGUCAUGCCUGGUGUUGCUAAUACAUUGUAUGAAGUUCAAAUCGAGGGCACUUUUCCGGAUGGAACCAAACUGGUGACCGUCCACGACCCAAUUAGUAACGAAACUGGAAACCUAGAGCUUGCCCUACAUGGAUCUUUUCUCCCUAUCCCAGACAUCGAUGUUUUCUUUCCCCCUAUUUCAGAAGCAGAGGAAAGAGAACAUACACACCCACCAGGUGCAAUUGUCACUGCUCCAGGUACUCUGACAAUCAAUAAGGGCCGUAAGCGCCUGCGACUUGAGAUCACUAACACAGGUGAUCGCCCCAUUCUGGUUGGAUCACAUUUCCAUCUGAUAGAGGCCAACAGUGCACUUCAAAUGGACCGCGCACUCGCCUAUGGACGCAGACUUGAUAUCCCAGCCGGGUCUGCUAUUCGUUUUGAACCAGGUGAAAAACAUACUGUUACAACUGUCAGUAUCGGAGGCUUAAAGCGUAUUAGUGGUGGAAAUAACCUUGCAACUGGAACAGUUGACCCAGAGAAAUUAGAGGAGAUCAUGUCAAAGGUCAUUUCACAAAACUUUAGUCAUUCUGUUCAAUCACCAUUAUUGAAUGAAAAGGAGAUCCCAGAAUAUCAAAUCCCAAGAGAAGUAUAUCAGUCAUUCUAUGGACCUACAGUCGGGGACCGCGUCAGGUUGGGUGAUACUGGUCUCUGGAUCGAAAUUGAAAAAGAUUUUACACAUUAUGGGGAUGAAUGUAAAUUCGGAGGAGGAAAAGUAUUGCGAGAGGGCAUGGGCCAGGCAAAUGGUAUACCCGAUUCUGAAGCACUGGACCUUGUCAUUACAAAUGCCAUUAUCCUCGACUAUACAGGAAUUUAUAAGGCUGAUAUUGGUAUAAAAAAUGGCCUUAUUUCCGGUAUCGGCAAGGCUGGUAAUCCAGACGUGAUGGAAGGUGUGUCGCCCAAUAUGAUUGUUGGCGUGUCAACAGAAGUGAUGGCUGGCGAACACAAUAUUGUUGUUGCCGGCGGGAUUGAUACACACGUUCACUUUAUCUGCCCACAGCUUAUUGAUGAAGCACUUACCUCGGGCUUGACAACGCUCAUUGGAGGUGGCACAGGACCGAAUACUGGCUCAAAUGCGACAACUUGUACUCCCGCAGCGGAAUUUGUUAAGAUGAUGUUUCAGGCAACAGAUGCAUCUCCCGUUAAUAUUGGUAUCACUGGUAAGGGCAAUACAGCCCAUUUGAACGGCAUCCAUGAUCAGAUCAAGGCUGGUGUUAUUGGGCUGAAGCUUCAUGAAGACUGGGGAACUACUCCAGCUGCAAUCGACAACUGCUUGACGGCGUGCGAUAUGUAUGAUGUACAGGCAACCAUUCACACAGACACGUUAAAUGAGGCAGGAUUCGUGCAGUCAACCGUCGGAGCCAUCAAAGGUCGUACUAUUCACACUUAUCACACCGAAGGAGCUGGAGGUGGACAUGCCCCCGACAUCAUCACCGUUUGUAGUCACCCUAAUGUUUUACCAUCCAGUACAACCCCUACAUUGCCGUUUACAAGAAAUACCUUGGAUGAACAUAUUGACAUGCUUAUGGUCUGCCACCAUCUUGAUAAAAAUUUGCCGGAGGAUGUUCAUUUUGCGGAAAGUCGUAUCCGCGGAGAGACCAUUGCUGCUGAAGGCUGCCUGCAUGACAUGGGAGCUAUCAGCAUGAUCAGUAGCGAUGCACAGGCCAUGGGUCGUAUCGGUGAAGUCGUUGGACGAACAUGGAUGAUGGCAGAUCGCAUGAAACAAAUUCGCGGACAUAUCCCAGACAAUACGCCCAAUGGCUUUGUAACCACAGCAGAUAAUUUCCGAGUGAAGAGAUAUGUUGCCAAGUAUACAAUUAAUCCUGCUAUAGCACACGGGAUUUCUCACUUGGUUGGUUCGAUUGAGGUGGGAAAAGUUGCGGAUCUAGUUAUGUAUGAUCCUUCAUACUUUGGCUCUAAACCUCUUCAUGUCCUCAAGUCUGGUGUGAUCACAUAUUCUGCCAUGGGCCUUGCAAAUGGAAGUAUUCCAUCCACACAGCCCGUCAUCGUUCGUCCCAUGUUUGGCUCUCUUGGCAGUGCAGCUGCAGCUAAUUCUUUUGUAUUCAUGUCGCAAGCGGCUGUAGACCUCAACCGUGGCAAGGAUUAUGGCCUAAAAAAGAAGGUUGCAGCCAUCAAGAACUGUCGCGAUAUAUCCAAAUAUGAUAUGAAGUUAAACGAUCUAUGUCCUUUGGUUGAGGUUGACCCUGAAUCGUUUGAAGUUAGUGUCGAAGGCGUUAUCAUUAGUGAUAUGGUAAAGCCUGCCGAUACGCUUCCACUAGCACAAAGCAAAUAUAUUUUUUAAUACAUUCAUAGACCAAGCCUUUCAUCAUUCAUUGGAAAUUCUCUACCUAAUAAAGCAUUGUAGCAUAGCACAAUAUUUACG